This is a messenger RNA of Micromonas commoda, 1430 nucleotides long. RefSeq lists its product with no specific name. Lineage: Eukaryota; Viridiplantae; Chlorophyta; Mamiellophyceae; Mamiellales; Mamiellaceae. Gene Ontology annotation, molecular function: sterol binding. The record is from RefSeq and is a predicted model, not a curated record. Gene Ontology annotation, cellular component: intracellular membrane-bounded organelle; cytosol; membrane. The coding region runs from base 33 to 1394 and encodes 453 amino acids. The transcript has 2 exons.
ACUGAGGAGCGCAGUAGAGGGAAUAUCCGAACAUGUCGGCCCCCGCACCUGCCGAGAAAGAGCAGGGAUGGUUCAGCCGCCUCGCGAGCUCCGUGGCGUCCUCCGUGGGCGAGGGACUGAACUAUCUUACCGGCGUCGAGGAUCCUGAUGAGUUGAAGACCGUGGAUGACGGCAGCGGAAACGUGACAAAGAAGGACGACGCCGACGCGGGCGGUCGCAAGGCCAUGUGGUCGCAGCUCAAGGAUCUCGUCGGAGCCGAUAUCAUGUCCAAGUUUAGCAUUCCCAUCUUCCUCAUGGAGCCUAUCAGCGUGCUCCAGAAGACGGCGGAGAACAUGCAGUACUGCGAGUUACUCGACAGGGCGUGCGAGGAGGAGGAGGAGUUCAUGCGGCUUGCCUACGUUGCGGCACUCGCCGUCUCCGUCUACUCAUCCAACGAGCGAACGAAGAAGCCGUUCAACCCCAUUCUUGGCGAGACCUGGGAGAUGGCGCUGCCCGAGGUGGACGGGAUCUACGUCGCCGAGCAGGUGUGCCAUCACCCCCCGAUCGGCGCGAGCCACUGCGAGACCCCACGCUGGACGUUUGACCUGACCUCCGCGGUUCGGACCAAGUUCAUGGGUAACUGGGUCGACGUCUGGCCCAAAGGGAGGACAAGGAUCCACCUGAAGGAGUGCGGGGACGUGUACAACCUGUUGCCGCCUGCAUCCAGGGUGAACAACCUCGUGGUCGGUCGGUUGUGGGUCGAUACCUUCGGCGAGAUGCGCGUGAACAACCUCAAGACGGGCGCCAGCGCCGUGCUGACGUUCAAGGAGUGUAACAUGUUCGGCGCGGGCCGAUGGGAAGUGUCGGGCGACGUGCUCGGCGCAGAUGGCGAGUGCAAGCUCAAGCUCAAGGGCAAGUGGAACGAGUCUAUGACCGCCACCAAGCCCGACGGUUCCACCGGUCGCAUCCUCUGGGCCAAGAACCCCGAGCCCAAGGAGGGUGCGCUCGUCGAGAAGUACGGGUUUGACAACUGGACGCUUCGCAUGAACGCGGCAAAGGAUGCGCCCAAGGGUCUGCUCAAGUCCGACUCGCGCCUCCGCCCCGAUCGCAUGGCGCUGGAGAAAGGUGACGACACCACCGCACAGAAGAUGAAGCACGUGUUGGAGGAGAAGCAGAGGGCGGAGCGAAGGAAAAGGGAGGCAAACGGCGGGGAGUGGAAGCCGCGGUGGUUCAAGCUCGCGGCGGAGGCCGACCUUCACGAGCUCGAGCUGGACGUCGGCACGGCCGUGUGGGAAUGGAACGGAGCGUACAACGAGGAGUUGGCGAAAAGGACGGAGAAGGGGAUUGAUAACGUGCUGGAGACUGAGUUUGACCCUUGGGAGUUUGAGGACACCAAGGACAUGGUGAUCCCUUAAUGAGUUGCCCAUUGAAUUGAUACAUUCAUUCUACAC